AUGAAUGGCGAAAACCACGAGACUUUGAAUAUAGAUCUCUCAAAUGAUUCAGGCAACAUAGAAAGUACUUUACAACAAUUUUUAGUACAAUCCACGGACCAGCUGUCUCAUAACGAUACUCAUCAUCAAUUUUCACACCAAGAUGACAUUGAAAAAGCUAUUGAGACAGCCAUCAUAAAUAUGGAUUCAAAUGAUCUGUCAGUCUCAGAUUCAUUGAGUACAAAACAUCUGUCACUUGAAAGUUUACUAGAGGAUAAUCACAAUACACAUCUUCUUUUCAAUUUUGAUGAAGUAUCCGGUGGUGAUAAUGAUUCUGUUACUUAUCAGACCCUGUCUAAUGAUAGGGUGAAACGUACUUUACAACUUGAUGGCGAAGAACUAGAUCACGUGAAAAAAGCCAAGAAGGUUCAGGGUACCAAUAAAUCUGACGAACCUUUCUUAUCCCCAGCGUCUCUAUCACCAUCAUCUUUAGCAUCUGAUGGCAGUGACGUAUCUUUGAAGAUAGAUACCAAUCAGUCAUUAACAACCUCAAUUGCAUCGAUACCUUUAACUAAGCAAAAAUCUAAACCAAAACUAACAAAUAAUAAAUCAAUCACCACUAUUCAGUCGUCAACGGGAGAUAAUACUACGACUAACGUAAGGCAAAAGAUUUUUCAAGAAAUCCCAAUUCCUGAAAAACUAACAAAUGAAUAUACUAUGCAACAAGUUUCAGAGAUGAAGAAAAGAAUUAUCAACAUUCACAAAUUGAUACUGAACUUCAACUUCUUAAAAGAUGGCUAUGCAAGAACAUGCAUCGAAUUGAAAAAGACAGUAAAUUGCUUAAAAGAUAGUGAACUCCAUAGAGCUCAUCUCUUAUUAGAAAACGAGAAGUUAAAGAGAAAGUUAUCAGAACUGAAUAAGCAGGCAAAUUCUUCCUAG
This is a messenger RNA of Kazachstania africana CBS 2517, 918 nucleotides long. RefSeq names its product Atc1p (gene ATC1). Lineage: Eukaryota; Fungi; Ascomycota; Saccharomycetes; Saccharomycetales; Saccharomycetaceae. The record is from RefSeq and is a predicted model, not a curated record. The transcript has a single exon. The coding region runs from base 1 to 918 and encodes 305 amino acids.